This is a messenger RNA of Closterium sp. Naga37s-1, 564 nucleotides long. The record is from the annotation of a GenBank genome assembly. Lineage: Eukaryota; Viridiplantae; Streptophyta; Zygnematophyceae; Desmidiales; Closteriaceae.
AUGAAGAAUUACGUGGCGAAGCAAUCCGCCAGCAAGAUGGCCAGCUACACUAAGAUGCGAACGGCCAUAAUGUGCGUUAUGAGGGGGAGGGACUCGCAGGGUAACCAGAUUGGGCAGGACCAUGCCUUCGGCUUCUUUUACAUCCUCCUUUUCAAGAGAGACGACGGUGAUUUCGACGGCUACUACGGGGGCUUUGUCAAGCUCAAGGACCCUGAAAAACCCAUCGCAGCUGUUAUCAACACGGGCUACGAGGGCGAAGACGGGUCCACAGUGAUCGAUUUCGGUGCCGAAGUCACCUGGGGAAACGCGUCCCGAUCCAGCAGCCUCGGGAUCGUCUCCUGGUUCCCGAAAUCCACCGCUCCGCUCGGGUACAACUACUACUUCCGGGGGUCAUGGAUCGGAAUGAGCGCGCUUACUGCUGCUGACGGAUCUGUUCUUUCCGAUGCGAUACUGGCCAUUGGGAAGAAGACUCAGGCGCAUUAUGGCGCAGUGGCAAAUUCCAAUUUCCCAAGCGGGGCCGUUCGCGGCCAAUGCGGGGUCGACACGUCGGGAAUCGGCUUCUAA